AUGGACCAGGAUCAGACUCCCACAGCUCCAGCACCGAAAAAGAAAACCCGAAGACCAAACAAUGCGUACAUUUUGGCAGAUUUAUACGCCAAAGCUGAACAGAAGUGUUUGCAAUUGAUGGAGUCCUCAAGUGUUGAGACAGAGGAUGAUGUGAACACUUUUGCAAUAAGGCAGCGUAAGCGCCCAAGGAGGUUUGUCUCCGAAUCCUCUGAUGAUGAUGAUUCUGCUCCAGUGGUAGCAGCAACCAAGAAGCAACCCAAGACUCUGACUGUGCCUGGAAGCCCUGUGUGUCGGCAGGACCCAAUGCCCCUACCACCACAAUGGUCAACACCAGCUGGGACUGGAGCCAGUCCUCACCACCCUAGCCCAAGUCCUGUUGACCCUGUUCAAGCCAGCAGCCGGGCGCUUCAUGACGGACAGGGUGUCUCGGCUAUCGCAGCCAUGUUUGAGAGAAUCACAGAGGCCCACAUGAGUCGCUUGAUGCGGAGGAUCGAGGCUAGGUUUGACAAGAUCGAGUCAUUAGUGGAGACCAACGCCCCGACACACACGCCUCAACUCCAGCAAGAAGAUGUGGUGUUGGCUAAACCAUGCAGCACGGUGAUGGAGCUGCUGGAGUUGGAUAGGAGUCUGGAACAACCAGACAAGAGGAACAAGAUGCAACAUUUUCUUGAAACUGUCGGAGGGCAGGUUUAG
Molecule: messenger RNA, 693 nt
Organism: Neoarius graeffei (lesser salmon catfish)
Lineage: Eukaryota; Metazoa; Chordata; Actinopteri; Siluriformes; Ariidae
Exons: 8
Coding region: 1-693 (230 amino acids)
Source: RefSeq, a predicted model, not a curated record